Molecule: messenger RNA, 3193 nt
Organism: Leguminivora glycinivorella
Lineage: Eukaryota; Metazoa; Arthropoda; Insecta; Lepidoptera; Tortricidae
Product: regucalcin-like
Exons: 6
Coding region: 1990-2901 (303 amino acids)
Biological process (GO): L-ascorbic acid biosynthetic process
Molecular function (GO): gluconolactonase activity; calcium ion binding; enzyme regulator activity
Source: RefSeq, a predicted model, not a curated record
AACGAUAAUCAAAAGAAAUUAAAUUAGAUAUCGACAUUACUUUAUUCUUUACUUUGAGUAGGUAGUAAGUAAGUAGAUAAAGAUAAAUCUACAUUGUGGCAAUUAUAUAAUUUUAAAUUGUAACACGAGCAAUUAUUAAAAGAUUAGAAAGACCUGCCUAUUUUAGGUAUUAAUACGUCUAGAAAUAUAAACCUUUAGAUUAGGCUUGCCUGCAUGUCUUUAUGAUUAGCGUAUGCUUGCAAAUGUAGGUACUUAACAAGAUUCGGAAACUCAUUGCGUUGGAUCUGAUAUCGGAUGUAGGAAGGAUGUAAAAGGCAAAAAUCAAAGAUGGCGCUUAAAAUCGAAGGGAUAUCGGUCCUACGUUCAAUAUUGGAUCAUUUAAUGUGAAAACGCUCUUAAGUGAGUGUUCAGAUAUUUUGGACCACCUUAGCCGCUCUGAUGUAUCUGAUGGCGACUAUUGUACCGGACCAGACUCCGAACUACAUAUUUCUACAAAAUAUUCAGUAUGUAGAGUGAAAGAUAUCUAGUAUUUUCUAGUUUUAUAGUGAGUAGCUGUUUGAGUUAGUAACGCUAUCUCGAGUAGAGCCGAUCUCUUGUCACACAUAUAAACGCAGAUUAGAUACCUGUUCAUUCUGAUAACUGUAAGCAUUUUGAGUUUUUUGAGGGUUCCGUCAUUUAUGAAUAGGUACGCACUUACAACAGUUACAACUCCUACUAUAGGGAUGCAUGAAGAAUACAUAAAAAGAAUGGCAUUCUGUUUAGUCCGUCAGUUAGAUCGUCCAAAAAUACUGAACACAUAUUUUUCGCUUUUUCUAAUUAAUGAAAAAUACAAAGAUAUAGAGCACCAAAGUACCGGAGUGGGGGCUUGAGACGUCACUUCUAAGUAAAAAUUGAAAGUACCUAGGCGUGAAGUCACGCUAAACUUCAACGCACUGUACCGUCGUCAUUUUUCGCUUACGAGAAAAAAGAAAAAAUACGUGUCUAAAAUUCUUUGAUAAUGUAACUGACGGACUAAUUAGUUUUUUUAGCCGUCUCGCCUAUUAUUGCGGGUGUCCAUGGGCAGCCGUAAUCGUUUUCCACCUGGCGUAUCAUUAUAGAAAAGGAGAGAAAACUCUGUGUAUUGAAUUUCCGAAGACCGUUUGGAGUUUCGUCUUGGGUAGGUAUCCUUGGAGGGUCGAAAGCAAAAAAAUCUUAGCGAACUCACCAUCGACUGAACAGAAAGGACUUCAUUGGUCUUAAGAGCAUGGCGGUCUAUGGUGUUAGGAGCCAAGAGCAUGGGUUUGGGAACAUCGAAUCAUUAGUAAGUACCUAAUUGUUUUCUUCCGGUUGCAUCCUGUGUUUCCGUUAAUACGUAAUCUUCACACAAAACAAAUGGUAAGUACCUAAUGUCAAAAGAUAUUUCGAGACUUGUAGUUGCUUGUAAGAGUUGUAAGGUUUCCAGUUUUGAGAAUGAUCUAUACUUUGGUAGAACUGUCUCAUUUCAAAACAUAAGGCUUAUUAAUUUAUAUACCUAUCGUCUUUUUAGCCACUCAAUACCCUUGUAAAAUAAAGUUUACGAGAAUCUACGGAUUUUUCCGAUUUUCUCAGAGGAUAAUUAAAUAUGCGUUUGUGCUCUUCCGUAAAUUUUUAUCUACACCACUAAUUAAUAACCAUCAUACAAUUUUCCGCCGAUCAAGGUUUUGUUAGCGUUAUGUUACCUGCUCUAUUUUUUCAUAUAAGUAAUUCAUAUUUAAUUCAAUUAAAUGGGCAACAAAUGUUCAAGAAACAGCAAACACUUUACAAUAUAUAUUUAAGUUUUUUUUUUACUGUUUUCUUCUUACAGGGACUUUUGUUUAGCGCCAUCUACUUCAGGAAAUUUCCAGAAUUCGUCUGCGGAUCUCCACACAUUUAAUACCAGCUGUUAAUCUCAUUCAACGACAAUACAACUCGGAGCGUUCGAGAGCGCACAACGUUGGACGCCAUUGAUGGAUAUUCAAAUUGUGUAACAAAAUGGUGACUUUAGAAGCAGUGACAGAGCCAGUAUGGCUGGGGGAAGGCCCGCACUGGGACCACAGGGAGCAGGUGUUGUUCUUCGUGAGCAUCUUCGACAAAUCCAUCCACAGAUACGACCCAGCCACCGGCAAGCACACCAGAGCUGUUCUCAGUGACAUGCCCGGCUUCGUGAUCCCCGUAGAAGGCAAACCCAAUCACUUCGUAGUAGGUCUGAAGCGUUGCAUCGUCGAAGUGGAGUGGGACGGCAAAGAUGGCGGCGCCAAGGAGUUAAGGACUGUUGCUGAGGUGGAUCAGGACAAUCCUAACAACAGGUUUAAUGAUGCUAAGGCUGAUCCUCGAGGAAGGCUAUUCGCUGGAACGAUGGGCCACGAAUACGAGCCCGGCAAGUUCCACCUAAAGAAAGGCAACCUCUACCGCAUGGACCCCGACGGCAGCGUCAAGAAGGUGAUAGAAGGAGUGGACAUCUCCAACGGACUGUGCUGGAAUGUGAACGAGAAGGCGUUCUACUAUGCUGACUCCUUCGAGUAUGAUGUGCGGCGGUACGAUUACGAUGUGGAGACGGGGGAGAUUUCAAACCCCCGCUUCGUGUUCAACUACGCGAAAAACGGACUAGAGGGUAUCGUGGACGGUAUGACCAUAGACACUGACGGCAACCUCUGGAUCGCUAACUUCGAUGGUCACCAGGUACUAAAAGUCGACCCUCGCGAAGGCAAGCUCCUCCAGAAGAUCCGAAUCCCCGCUCUCCAGGUGACCUCCUGCACAUUCGGAGGCCCUACCUUCGAGGACCUGUAUGUGACCUCAGCUUGUAUGAACCGCGGGACCGAACAACCCCCGCCUUGCGGGUCUACGUUUAGGUUAAGACAAUUGGGAGUUCGCGGGGUGGAGAAUGCGAAUGUUAAGCUCAAUUAAAGUGAAUAACAGGUUUUUAUUUAUUGAUAAAAUCUUAAGAUCGACGACCUGUGACGUCAGCGGGAAUGAUCGAACAACCCCCGCAUUGCGGGCCUUCAGUCCGAUUCAGAUGAGGAUGCUUGUAAUCGGUUAAUGUUAAGCUCAAUUAAAGUAUUAAUUUGUUGUUUAUAUACCAAUUGGCUUUUAAUUGUGUAUACUUUAACUGUGCUCCUAGUUCCUUAGAAUUACCUCCUGACAUUAUUGGGUGUUAUUAGGUCAUUAGGGCUGGUUCUUUGUAAAAUAAAAAUAGGUA